UUUCUGGGAGGUGUAGUGCUCUCAGGACGAAUGCGCUCAUUUGACUGAUGUGAGUGUAACACUCGGUUAUGUAUCCAUUUGUCCCACAUUUACCAAGUACCCUUUAAAUGUCAGAUGCCAUGCCAGGUGGGGAGGACACAGGUAGGGUCCACCUGAUCCCUGCCCUGGCUAGCUGGGGAGACAAUCAAGGAAAAGGGCAGUCCCACCAGGUGGGCACAGGGUCCAUUGGGGCACAGAAGAAAAAGGGAUGGGGGAGGGAGCCCUGCAGGGUGAUAUGCAGGGUCUUUGAGAGCUAAGGGAGCAGCAUGUGCAAAGGUAGAGAGGAGGCUUGAAGUUUCUCCGUGCUAUUAGCCAAGAAGGGGAGCCCAGAAGAGGUUUGGAUGUAGGGGUUUUGGGUUGUGGGGCGCGCUGCUGGGAAGGACAGGGAGGGAGCAUGAAGAAAAAGAGCAGCGAGACUGAUUGACACCUCACUCCGCCAAGUGUUUGCUGCCCCCUUGUGGUCUCGGGGUGCUGUGGCUCCUGGCCCUUUUCAAACUGCCUGCUGGCCACCCGGCCUGCGCGGGCUCACUGGCCUCAAAUUCAGCAUGUCCGAAGUCUAAAACCAGGAGUCAUCCUAGACUGUUCUCUCCUCCAUCAAAACAGUCGCCAACUCCUCACCAAACCUACCUCCUAAUAUCUCCCAACUUAAUCUACUUUUCUCCAUUCCCACUGCCAUUUCUCUGGUUCCUUGUUUCAACAAAUCAUUUAACAAAUAUUUGAGCGCCUAUUAUACGCCGGUCACCAUACGAGUCUCCGUGGACAAGCCCCCGGGGCCCCGUGGCCUGGAGUCACCAGCUGUUGCUGCCCAAUGUCCCCACCCCAACUACCUUCUGCGCUGCAGCCAGAGAGCUGUGCCCACGAACUGGUUUGGCCCCUGAUGAAAGCCCCCCGUGGAUUGCCAGUGCCCACAGGAUGAGGUCGAAGCUCAGAACCCGGUGACCAAGGCUCUCGCCGCGCAGCAGCAGCCACUCCAACGGAACCUCUUGCUGCUGUCCAAAGUGAAUCCCGCCGCUUCGCCUUUGCCACUUUGGUGUGGUCAGCCGGUAACGCCAGCCCUGCCAUCUUCUAAGGGCCAAAUCCUCCCCGCCCUUCGGACGCGGGACUCCGCUGAUGGCCGCUCCUCUCCUCCGCAGGGGUCUCUGCCCCAACAGGAGUGCCCCCUCCCGGGGCGUAACCGCGGACACUGCGCGUGUGUGCCGGCGUCCCCGGACCUCCCGGCCGUCCCCAGUUUUCCCGCGGAGACGCCGCCGGUGCGGUCCUCAGGCCCCGCCCCCUCUGGCGUGCGCGGCCCCGCGGCCUCGGCGCGCUCCCCGCCCGCGCGCCAUCUUGGCUCCGGGUCGAGUUCGAGGCGUGCGGGGCCGCGCGUGGCAGCGAGAUUCAGACGCGACAGCAAGCAGGAUGGAGCACUACCGGAAAGCUGGCUCUGUGGAACUCCCAGCACCUUCCCCGAUGCCCCAGCUACCUCCUGAUACCCUGGAGAUGCGGGUCCGAGAUGGCAGCAAAAUCCGAAACCUGCUGGGGCUGGCUCUGGGUCGGUUGGAGGGUGGCAGCGCCCGGCAUGUGGUGUUCUCAGGUUCUGGCCGGGCUGCAGGGAAGGCGGUCAGCUGUGCUGAAAUUGUCAAGCGGCGGGUACCAGGCCUGCACCAGCUCACCAAGCUGCGCUUCCUGCAGACCGAGGACAGCUGGGUGCCAACCUCACCCGACACAGGCCUAGAUCCUCUCACGGUGCGCCGCCACGUUCCUGCAGUGUGGGUGCUGCUCAGCCGGGACCCCCUGGACCCCAAUGAGUGUGGCUACCAGCCCCCAGGGGCACCCCCUGGCCUGGGCCCCACACCAAGCUCCAGCUGUGGCCCCCGACCCAGAAGAAGGGCUCGGGACACCCGGUCCUGAGGACCUGCUGAGCAAGCUGUUCUCCAGGCCUGAAUGUCUAAGACAGCUGUGCCUUCUCUCAGAAGCCUCUGUAACUGCUCAACAUCCCCAUCAAGACUUAAAUCACAGAAGUGGGCCUCUGUCCUGCUUCCCCUUCCCUCUGGCGUGUGGAAAGAGACUGCUGUGAGGAGUGACAGGUGUGGGGUCUCUGCUGGGUUCUGGAUUGCUUAAGAAGGGCUCACUCUGCCUUCUGCCUGCAGUGCCUCUGAUCUGCCUUCUGACGGAGGUCCAGGGAGUGGGUUAUGAAAUAAAGAUUCUGCCCAUUUGUCUGA
This is a messenger RNA of Diceros bicornis minor, 2240 nucleotides long. It is a transcript of the gene RPP25L, whose product is annotated as ribonuclease P/MRP subunit p25 like. NCBI's taxonomy places the organism in Eukaryota, Metazoa, Chordata, Mammalia, Perissodactyla, Rhinocerotidae. Gene Ontology annotation, molecular function: RNA binding. Gene Ontology annotation, biological process: tRNA 5'-leader removal. Gene Ontology annotation, cellular component: ribonuclease MRP complex. The transcript is spliced from 2 exons. The record is from RefSeq and is a predicted model, not a curated record. Bases 1150 to 1929 code for a protein of 259 amino acids.